Molecule: messenger RNA, 5503 nt
Organism: Macrosteles quadrilineatus (aster leafhopper)
Lineage: Eukaryota; Metazoa; Arthropoda; Insecta; Hemiptera; Cicadellidae
Gene: PpV
Product: serine/threonine-protein phosphatase 6 catalytic subunit
Exons: 7
Coding region: 42-965 (307 amino acids)
Biological process (GO): peptidyl-serine dephosphorylation; G1/S transition of mitotic cell cycle
Cellular component (GO): cytoplasm
Molecular function (GO): protein serine/threonine phosphatase activity
Source: RefSeq, a predicted model, not a curated record
UGAACUGUAAAAUUUACAACUGAACAAGUUACAAGUACAAGAUGUCUGAACAUUCCUCGGAUGUGGAUAAAUGGAUUGAAAUUGCUAAACAGUGUAAAUACUUGCCAGAAAACGACCUAAAACAACUUUGUGAUAUUGUUUGUGAUUUGCUUCUGGAAGAAUCCAACAUCCAACCAGUAUCAACCCCUGUUACAGUUUGUGGAGAUAUUCAUGGUCAGUUUUAUGAUCUAGAAGAGUUAUUUAGAAAUGGAGGCCAAGUUCCUGAUACAAAUUACAUAUUCAUGGGCGACUUUGUGGAUCGUGGCUACUACAGCUUGGAAACCCUCACUAGGCUGCUUACUUUAAAAGCUCGGUGGCCGGACAGAAUUACUUUACUGAGAGGAAAUCAUGAGUCGAGGCAGAUCACCCAGGUUUACGGAUUUUAUGACGAGUGUCAAACCAAGUAUGGAAAUGCAAACGCAUGGAGGUAUUGCUGUAGAGUUUUCGAUCUCCUCACCAUAGCUGCACUUGUAGAUGAACAAGUCCUUUGCGUCCACGGCGGAUUGUCUCCUGACAUAAAAACUUUGGAUGAGAUAAGAACAAUUGAUAGGAAUCAGGAAAUACCAUACAAAGGUGCGUUCUGUGACCUGGUCUGGUCGGACCCUGAGGAUGUGGAGACUUGGAACAUCUCACCUCGAGGCGCAGGCUGGCUGUUUGGAUCUCGAGUCACCCACGAGUUCAUGGAUAUCAACAAGCUCAAACUCAUCUGUCGAGCUCACCAACUCGUCCAUGAAGGCUACAAAUACAUGUUUGACGACAAGCUGGUGACAGUGUGGUCGGCCCCCAACUAUUGCUAUCGUUGUGGCAACAUCGCCUCCAUCCUGGAGUUAAAGGACGUUGACAACAAGGAGUCCAAACUGUUCUACGCUGUGCCGGACUCAGAUAGAGUUAUACCCUCCAGGGUCACCACUCCAUACUUCCUGUGAUCCUACAUAUACAUUACCAAAUAAUGGAUAUCGCUAUCCAAGCUAUUUUAAUAUUUUAGUGCCUAGGAUAACAACUCGAUGGAUAAUGAGGGAUGCUCGACAGCGUUGUGUAUUUUUGCAAGGUAAAUUUUGGUAAAGUCAAGAGGCUAAUGUCAAACGGGUUUAAUUUUAUCUCUGAUUAGCUUGAGAAAAUAUUUUGCCUGGUUACCAGAUUUUUACUUCGCUAAUUUUAAAGUUUGUCGUUUUCACAACAAAAUGUGUCAAAAGUCAUGAUGUCAUUUAUAUAAAAAUUUGAAUUGGUUUGAGCGAAUAAUAAAAUAUAUUAUACUUAAUGUUUUUUUAAUAACAAUUAAUUUAUACAUAUCUUCUCUAUUUGCCUGUUUAAUAUACUCAGUUUUUACAAAAUCCAGAGUUCAAAGAUUUUUGUCAGAACUAGUUUUUGUUAUGGUUUAAUUAAUUAUUGUAAUGAUUUAGUUUUAGUCCCUACAUGUAAUGCUAUAUGGUAAACGUUACACUAUUUCAUUAAGUUGUAAAUAUUUAAUCAUUGAUUAAAACAUAAUAAAACUGCUGCAAUUCCUGGCAAUGGGAUGAUUUUCAAUCAGCAGUGCUCGAUUUGGGGGAACGUGGCGGAACGGAGUUCUGGUCAAGAUAAAAACAUUGGCAUAAAUAGGUAUUAAUCACAUUUAAUAGGUUACAGUUCCGGCACCUCCUUUUUCACAAAUCGAGCACUGUCAAUCAGUAUCCCAUAAAAUUAUACUUGGAAAAGAAGAGGUGUUUCCAAAAUCCAUGCUGCAACACAGUACUGUAGUAUCUUAACAUUUUGCCUAUAUCAUGCGGGAAAUUAAUUAAUUUGGAAUUUUGAAUAAUAUUGAGUGUCUAGAAAAAAUGUACUAACCUACAAUUUCCUGUAGGUCUAAUUUACUUAUUUCGAGGAAUUAAUUAAAUUUUGUAUGCCACCCUCAUGUUAUUAACCUUUUUAGGCUGCAUUAACAUGUUAACUGCCAUACCGGUUUGAUUGGGUCAGGAAAGCCAGGACUGGUCCAAUCAUGCUGUUACCUUGGGGAAAAAAGUGUCACCAUGUUUCCAUCAGCUGAUUCCCUCUAAAAUUUAGUAGCCACCUAGAAAAACUGUACAUAGGCCUACCUCAGAUCCAUCACUGUGCUUACUAGAUGGCGUUAUGUAAUUUUGAUUGAUGAGUAGUUUUCAAAAGAAGCCUGUCAGAAUUGUAAACUUAUAACGACCCGAUUGGAUGGUGGAUUGAAUACCAAUGCUGGAAUAAAUAAAACAGCUGGAGGGGAAACAUGAUCACGCAGCUAAAAAUGGUACUGCCAACUACUCAAAGCAAAAUCAUUAGUACCCCUCCCUCCAAUCAAUUAUAUUUCUUGUACAAAUCACAUAUAAAAUUCCUAAAUUAAAAUAGAAAGUUGCACACCGAAUCUUAAUUAAGAUUAUCAUUAUUGUGACAAAGGAAAAUAUCCGUGUGGCAGUUAACGUGUUAAGCUUAGAAUGUAGAGUCUUGUGAUUCAUAAACGAGUCCUUAUGUCAAGUGAACUUCCUGUGGAAUGUUUGUAUGUUGUAAGUGAUAUAAUAAAGUAAGUGUUCACAUUUAGGGACAUGUGUUAACAGCCGUGCCUAUCUUACAUCAGCUGAUCUUUAUUAAGGAUAGAUUUUAUCAACAGUUAAAGGGUGUUCUUAUCCAUCCAUCGUACAUUUUAUACAUAUCUUAAUUUACAGUAUUGUUUUGUUACAUCGUAUACUUGUAUUAUUGUAGAUUUGGUAAUGUUUAUACUUACUGUAGUCAACACUGCAAUAGGGUUGUCUUAAAUGUUUAAAAUCUGAGCUUUAAAAUGUUUAAUUUAUAAAAUGUUAUGAAAAGAAAUAUUUGUAAAGAGUUCUUACACUCUUGUGGUUCAACUUGUAUGUAUUUUUUUGUUGGAAAAUAUAUAAAAAUGUUAUAUUAUUUUUCUAAUGAGAUUAUAUUCAAAUUUCCAUUCAUUUUGAAUUUCCAUUCUAAAUAAAAAUUUUAAGGUUUCGUACUCAAGUAAAAAUCCCACCUCAAUGGACCAGCUGUAGCUGAUAUUAGUAUACAAUACCCCUGCCCCAGCAAACCUGCAGACUUAGCUAAUUUCUGUUUGCCUGAUUGGAUUUUCUUAAAAAAUUGAUCCUAUUUAAAUAACAUUAAGGUUAACGAGCCUAUUUAGGUUUGCUGCUACAAGGAGGGUAAUAAAGUGUUUUUUAGUAAAAUGUUCACAGCUUGGUAAAAUAAAUAAAUUUUCCAAGUUUGGUCAGAAUAUAUUCAUAAACAAAAGCAACAACUACAACAGAUUAGAAAUUUUAUGUUUUGAGGGUCAAAAUUUAGAAAAACUAAUUUCUACCCCAUUAACCCGUUUCCAUAGUCUAAUCAAUCAUGCUGGUUCGUGAACUCGUUUAAAAAAAACAUAGGAUUACACAUUCGUACCAAGUUUAUUUGAAAUUUGAUAAUUUUUAUUUGAGUUAUCGUACUUAAUGGACACAAAUAUAAUAUAGGCCUAUUUAAAAUAUAUUAAUUUCAAGAAAAUCAAUUUUGGGUCCAAGUCUCACCAUGAGACCCAAUGUAUUAGCUCAUACCCUACCUGGGUAAUUAUCUUCAAGAACAUAUUUGUAUGAGCCACUCAAAGUGUUCUGCAGUCUAAAAUUAUAUUUUGCUCUGUAGUUUUGUUCAUUCUGAUAGUUUAUACCAUGUAAAAGAUACUAGAGUUUACAUGAAGUGGGAGGUACCUUAAGUUUGGCUCGGUUUUAAAAUUUGUGUAUUUGACAUUAAUCAGCAAUUAACAUAAAAAAUUCUGUCCGUGGCUUAAUUACACUAUGUCCAUUUUUAUUAAAAAAACAGUUAAUUCUUAAAUUAAAUUCUCUAUGUAUAAGUAUAGAGAGGUUUGUUAAAAAUGUGUAUUACAAAUUAUUUUUGUUACUGUUGAUUGAUUUCACAUUACUGUAUUUGUUUAAACGUAUAAAUCACAUUCUAUCAAGCAAAACAUAUAUGAUUUAUCGCUACAAAAUAAAACCACAACAUUUCCAAAAAGAAUAAUCAUGUCAUUGUAAAUAAAAAGGUAAUUUAUUGAGUAAUUAUUCACCUAAAAUCUUAUCUAACUUUUUAAUUGUUAGGCUUUAACUUUGAUCAGAUUUGUGUCGUGCUCAAAGUUUGAUUCCAUCUUGUGCAUUUUACUAUAAUUUUAACUAACCUAAAUAUUAGUUUGUUUCAUGAUGACAAAAAUGUAUAUUUCUGGAUCCAAGAUAACACAAGUAUACCAGAAUCACCUCUACUAAAAUUUAAUUUUGUAGUUUUUUUUUUAAUGAACAACCAUGGUACACACUGUUAGAGGUAACUACUAUUUAUAGGAUGUUAAAAUUGAUUGAUAAUUAUUGUUUUAUCUAUCUUCGCAAGAAGAAACUGUUUACUAUAGAAAUGCUAACAAUACCUUUUAUUAUCUUUAAAUGCAUACAUUUAUUUAAUCUACCUUUUGUCUUGUUUAAGUAAAAGUUUAAUAACAAUCAACCGUCUUGAUAUUUCUCGUAUAUUCUAAUUUUGAAGAAAAUAAUGUGUUUCUUUUUAAGCCCCGUUCACACGGGGCGAGUUUACAAGCUACACGCCGGCUUUUUUACACGCAGCUAGAAAAAUAGCUCAGUGUGAACGACGUACUCGCUCAAAAGCUGCUUGUAAAAAAGCUCUGGAAAAAGUUGACGCUGCCGCUACUUUACACACCAACUCGCUAGCUUUUGAGCGAGUAGGCAUGUAAAGUAGCCCAGAGUGAACAAGUUGCUUGUGCUUGUGCGCGUGUUAUUCAAAGAUGUUGGAGGAUUCGGUUCAAGCUAGCUACUGAGCGAGUGGACAAGCUCCGUGUAAACAAAUACAUCAAGCACACUCGCCAACUCGCCGGCUUCUUACACGCCGGCGAGUAGCUUGUAAACUCGCACCGUGUGAACGAGCCUUUAGAAAACAGGGGUUGUUAUAGUACCAGUGAAAGUUAUGAAAUAGAUUGUAAUCUGUGAUAUAUAAGUGUGAUGAUAAACAGGUGUAUGGAUUGAUUUUUGUAUUUUGUUACGUACAUGUUAAAUUUUAUAAAAUUAGUGUUUCAUAAAAUACGUAAGGUGUUAUGACAAAAUAAAAACAUAUUGAGUUUAAAUUUUUUACUGACUGAUGUUCUCAAGUCCAUUUUAGUUGAUAGUAUUGUUGAAAAUAUUAAUAAAUGUAAAGUUAUUGACUGAUUACUUAUAUCAUCCACAUACUAUAUUCAAAUUGGCUUCUCGCAAACUGGGUUUAAAUACACGAUUCACAUUGGUUAAAAUUAUUGUUUAAAGUGGAAAUUUGUGCAAAAAACUUGAAUGAAGUGUAUUUUUGACUUUGUCAUAAGAUUUCUUUGGGAACUUUUAAUUGAUUUUAUAUAUUGUCCUUAAUGAAGUUGUUGGUGAAAUACAAAAAUCAAGCCGCAAAUUCAAUAGUAGAUAGGCUGCACUACAUGCAUUGUCAUACUUUAUCAGGGCUGAAAUAUAAUUCUUAUUUC